AAUGAAUUAAAGCAAACUAAUUCAAACGGAAAUCAAUGAUCACCACCCACGGUUGAACAAAGUGCAAAAACGGAGUGUAUUUAGUCGGGGUAACAGAACGCUGUCGUAACAGUUGUUAUCCCUGAGUGUUGCUGGGUCCGUCUUUGUUCCCGUUGCCGGCAGAAAAGCAGUUGUUCCAAGUUAGCAUAGUUUCAGAAACUAAGAAAAAUGAUGAGCGCUCAGCUCAGCCGCUGAGUAGUAUGAUGGCAGCGGCUCGUACGACGUUGUCUCAGGGGUACCAGCAUCAUAAUCAGCCAACUUCAGUGGAGGAGGUCAGAACCCUCUGGAUUGGCGAUUUACAGUAUUGGGUCGAUGAAAACUACCUCAAUACCUGCUUUGCUCACACCGGAGAAGUGAUUUCAAUAAAGAUAAUACGUAAUAAAAUUACUGGCCAGCCGGAGGGUUAUGGGUUUGUAGAAUUUGUUUCUCAUGCCGCAGCGGAAAGGGUGCUGCAUGCUUACAAUGGGACACAAAUGCCUGGAACUGAACAAACUUUUAGGUUAAACUGGGCUUCCUUUGGUAUUGGGGAAAGACGUCCUGAUGCUGCGCCUGAGCACUCUAUUUUCGUAGGCGAUUUAGCCCCUGAUGUUACAGAUUAUACGUUGCAAGAAACCUUUCAAACUAAUUAUCCAUCAGUUAGAGGUGCCAAGGUUGUGACUGAUCCUAACACUGGACGCUCAAAGGGAUAUGGGUUUGUCAAGUUUGCUGAUGAGACUGAAAGGAACCGAGCUAUGUCAGAAAUGAAUGGUCAGUAUUGCUCAAGUAGACCAAUGCGCAUCAGUGCAGCAACACCGAAGAAAACCACCGGUUUUCAGCAACAAUAUGCUACUGCAAAAGUGGUAUAUCCUGUUCCAGCAUACACUACACCAGCAGUUCCAGUACUUCCAACAGCAGAUUAUGACAUAAACAACACUACAAUUUUUGUUGGUAACUUGGAUCCUAAUGUGACGGAGGAUGAACUCAAGCAAACUUUUAUGCAGUUUGGAGAGAUUUUCUAUGUCAAGAUUCCUGUGGGGAAAGGAUGUGGUUUUGUACAGUUUGGGACAAGGGCAUCGGCUGAAGAAGCUAUCCAAAGGAUGCAGGGAAAGAUGAUUGGUCAACAAGUAGUCCGUAUUUCUUGGGGCAGAAGCCCAACAGUGAAACAGGAUGUACCUGGUAGCUGGGGUCAGCAAGUAGAUCCAAACCAAUGGGCUGCAUAUUAUGGUUACGGACAAGGCUACGAUGCCUAUGCUUACGGGGCUACUCCUGAUCCAUCAUUAUAUGCAUACGGUGCAUAUGCUGGCUAUGGCCAAUAUCCUCAACAGGUUGAAGGAGUUCAAGAUGUUGCAACUGUGGGAGGUACUAUCCUGUCUGUUGAACAGAGAGAAGAGUUGGAUGAUCCCUUGGUGACACCAGAUGUUGAUAAGUUAAAUGCAGCUUACCUCGGCUACCACGAAAGGGCCAUUUUGUGCCGGCCCUUGUGGUUGAGAACAUCGUCAUUUACGCAGCAAGCUUAGUCAUGGUUAGCAUAGUGUUUAUACAGAUCGCCCUUAUAAACACCGGAGUGAAACUGAGGGCAGGAAGAGUACAGCGGUACACUGCACUUUGAUCUAGUUCCGUAGGAUCUAAUCAUAGGCUGUCGAUAUGAAAUUGUGUUGAAGUUUGAGGCCCGGUGGCUAUGUCAAUACGGGACCCUUUUUUGAGUUAAGUUUGGGACCCUUAUUUUUCGCAUUAAGAUUUUUGAGUUAUCAAACAUUAUUUAUUGCAUCCAUCCUCAUGAGCUAGGAUGGUUGCUAAGUUUAAAACAGUAUUAAGACAGUGUUGUUGUUGUUGUU
Malus domestica (apple) is the source of this 1853-nucleotide messenger RNA. RefSeq names its product polyadenylate-binding protein RBP47B'. Gene Ontology annotation, molecular function: mRNA binding. Gene Ontology annotation, cellular component: cytosol. NCBI's taxonomy places the organism in Eukaryota, Viridiplantae, Streptophyta, Magnoliopsida, Rosales, Rosaceae. The record is from RefSeq and is a predicted model, not a curated record.